CCCAGAGAAGCAGGCAACGGUACCACUUGGUCAGUUGUGAAUCAACAUGAAGGUCCUCUUCGCCCUGGCCGCCCUCGUGGCGGUGGCUGCCGCCAUCCCCACCUACGUGCCCACCAGCUACAACUCCGUCCACCAGCAGCCCAUCGGCUCCCAGGUGUCCAAGGAUGUUGCCACCAAGCAGAAGCUCAUCCUGCAGCUGCUCGUCCGCGUCCAGCAGGACCUUAUGUACCCCGAGCUGAUCGAGCUGGCCAAGAGCUGGCAGCCCGAGCACAUCGCCGACCGCUACGCCAACCAGUACGUCGUCAAGAAGUUCUUCUCCAUGUGGAAGCAGGGCAUGCUCCCCAAGGGCGAGAUCUUCCACGUGUACAACGACUCCCAGCUCAAGGAGGCUGUCGCUCUCUUCGACAUGCUGUACUUCGCCAAGGACUUCGACACCUUCAUCAAGACCGCCGCCUGGGCUCGCGUCCACGUCAACGAGGGCCAGUUCGCCUACGCCCUGAGCGUCGCCGUCAUCCACCGUGACGACACCUACGGCGUCGUCCUCCCUCCCCUGUACGAGGUGUACCCCCACCUGUACUUCCACGGCAGCGACAUGGCCGAGUUCCAGAGCGCCAAGAUGCAGGGCAAGAUCAACUACAACGCCAUGACCAACUGGACCACCAACUCCGCCAUCCUCCACCCCGAGGACCUCCUUGGCUACUUCACCCAGGACGUCGGCCUCAACGCCUACCACGCCUACGCCCACCUCUACCAGCCCUUCUGGCUCAACAGCGAGAAGUACGGCCUGAACAUCGACCAGAACCGCGGCGAGGCUUUCUACUACUUCUACCAGCAGCUGGUUGCCCACUACAACCUGCACCGCAUGGCCAACUACCUGCCCGAGAUGAAGGCUUUCGACUGGACCGAGCCCAUUGAGCACGGCUACAACCCCGACCUCGUCUACAACAACGGCAAGUACUUCCCCGCCCGCCCCGACAACUACGAGAUCUCCAGCCUCAACUCCUACACCGUCGAGGACGUCAAGAUCAUCGAGAAGCGCAUCAAGGACGCCAUUGACUCCGGCUACGUCGUCGGCAAGGACGGCAACACCGUCUCCAUCAAGAGCUUCGUCCACGGCAUCAACAUCCUGGGCAACAUCGUCGAGGGUAACGAGGACGCCGUCAACUCCCGCUACUACGGUUCCUACGUCUCCAUGCUCCACAACCUGGUCGCCCUCAUCAUGGACCCCAGCAACGAGCACGGCGUCGCCCCCGGCGUCAUCGGCCACUACGAGACCGCCCUCCGCGACCCCGCCUUCUACGCCGUUCAGCAGCACAUCAACGGUCUGUUCCAGCAGUACAAGGACAAGCUGCCCGCCUACCGCACCGAGGACCUCAUCUACCCCGGCGUCGCCAUCAAGCAGGUCGCCACCGACCGUCUCGUCACCUACUUCGACCUGUUCGACGUCAACGUCGACCACGCCGUCGAGGUCAACACCGCCGAUGAGGCCGACAAGAUCAACUUCGUCGCCAAGACCGCCCGUCUGAACCACAAGCCCUUCUCCUACAAGGUCAACGUUGAGAGCGACAAGAAGACCAAGGCCGUGAUCCGCGUCUUCCUGGGCCCCAACGCCGACUACGUCCACUCCAACUUCUACGGCAAGCAGGCCUCCGACGUCUACUACGGCCACAACACCGCCGACAUCGACCGCCUCCGCCACAUGUUCGUCGAGCUGGACCGCAUCCCCGUCGACCUGAACCAGGGCGAGAACGUGAUCGAGCGUCACUCCCGCGAGUUCACCACCACCGUUGGCGACAGCCCGUCCUUCAAGUCUCUCCAGAAGCUGGCCGAGUCCGGCAACAUGUUCGUCGACAACGUGGACCACCACUGCGGCUUCCCCGACCGCCUGGCCCUGCCCAUGGGCCACAAGGCUGGUCUGCCCCUCACCCUCUUCGUCAUGGUCACCCCCUACGGCGUUGACGGCGAGCAGCAGCAGCACGGUGACUACUACCACGAGACCGUCGUGCCCCACGGCCAGAACGUCGUCUCCUGCAACGGCCUUAUGACCGUCGUCGACAACCGUCCCCUCGGCUUCCCCUUCGACCGCAAGAUCGACAACUUCGGCCGCUGGGAGCAGGCCCAGAACAUGCACUUCCAGACCGUGUACGUCUACCACAAGGACAGCACCGUCCCCCAGCAGGGUUACUACUACCAGCACGAGGCUGCCGACGUCAACAACGUCAACGACUUCGACCACCUCCCCAAGUUCGUGUCUGGCCAGCACCAGAUCGUCAACGUCAACGACGAGAUCCACUACAACCAGCUUUAAGCUGACUGGAGCCAGUACUUGAAAGGAAAUAAAAUAAUGUUGUGAACAACUAA
Messenger RNA from Thrips palmi, 2361 nucleotides. RefSeq names its product allergen Cr-PI-like. The record is from RefSeq and is a predicted model, not a curated record. The transcript has 5 exons. The coding region runs from base 47 to 2308 and encodes 753 amino acids. NCBI's taxonomy places the organism in Eukaryota, Metazoa, Arthropoda, Insecta, Thysanoptera, Thripidae.